AUGGAAAUAUCGGAGCAUAGCAUGAGCAUUUUUUAUGCCUGCAAACUGCUGGCACUCGCUCCUUACACGGCUUGUACUGGCCCUAAAGGCAUAUUGGAAAUAAGACGCAGCCGCCUCUUCAGCAUUUAUUCAGGAUUUCUGAGUUCAGUUAUGGUUUUUUUAACAUAUAUGGGCCUGCACUACGAUGCCAACUCAAAGGUACCUGUGCGAAUGAAGUCGCCAACAUCAAAAGUUGUCACGGUCUUCGAUGUUUCCGUUGUGGUUCUGGCAAUAGCUACCGGCGUUUACUGCGGCCUAGUUGGGUUAAAAUCCACCCAAGAGUUGAAUAAGCGUCUGCGAAAGAUCGACAACAGCCUGGGCGCCUAUUCGAAUCUGAAACGUGAUCGUUGGCGAGCUCUGAUCAUGCUAAUCACAUCUCUCGGGAUUAUUACGCUGCUACUGGGCCUGGAUAUAUGCACAUGGGUGCGUUUGGCCGCUGAAAUGAGGGUCGAUGACUAUGAUACAGAAGUGAACGUUCAUUGGUAUAUACCCUUCUAUGGCAUGUACCUCAUAUUAACGGGCUUGCACAUAAACUUUGCCAACACCGUCUAUGGAAUAGGCAGGCGCUACAGACGCUUGAAUAUUCGACUAAAAAACAACUUCCUGGUAGGCAAGUAUGCAUAAUUAUACUUAAAUCAACCACCAAAGAAAUUUAGAGUGCAAACAGUUAGCUUUAACCCGGAAAUGCGAGCUCCGCUUUCCAUGCCUUCUUCCCUCUCGAAACUACAAAUUGAAAUAUUGCCUGGAGAAACGGCUGCAAAAAAUAAAAGGCUGAUCAUUAAGACAUUGGCCGAAAAUCAUGACUCGCUAUGCAGAUGCGUUCUAUUGGUCUCCAAUACGUACGGAAUUGUGGUGCUAUUCAUAUUAGUCUCGUGUCUCCUCCACCUGGUGGCUACGGCAUAUUUCCUUUUCCUGGAACUGCUCAGUAUGAAAAAUAAGGGCUAUCUUUGGGUGCAGGUCCUUUGGAUAAUCUUUCAUUUUUCGCGCUUGCUCAUGGUAGUGGAGCCAUGUCAUCUGUCCGCCCGAGAAUCUCGUAAAACCAUUCAAAUUGUGUCCGAAAUCGAGCGAAAGGUGUCUGAAUCCAUUCUGGCCGAUGAGGUUAGAAAGUUUUGGCAGCAAUUGCUGGUGGUUGAUGCUGACUUCUCAGCUAAGGGUUUAUGCAGAAUUGAUCGCACUAUUCUAACAUCCUUUGCGUCUGCAAUAGCCACAUACUUGGUCAUACUCAUACAAUUGCAACAAACGAAUGGAUAA
Molecule: messenger RNA, 1290 nt
Organism: Scaptodrosophila lebanonensis
Lineage: Eukaryota; Metazoa; Arthropoda; Insecta; Diptera; Drosophilidae
Gene: Gr43a
Product: gustatory receptor for sugar taste 43a
Exons: 9
Biological process (GO): sensory perception of taste
Cellular component (GO): membrane; neuronal cell body; dendrite
Source: RefSeq, a predicted model, not a curated record